Messenger RNA from Stylophora pistillata, 9328 nucleotides. RefSeq lists its product as uncharacterized. Lineage: Eukaryota; Metazoa; Cnidaria; Anthozoa; Scleractinia; Pocilloporidae. Gene Ontology annotation, molecular function: peptidase inhibitor activity; protein binding. Gene Ontology annotation, cellular component: extracellular region. The record is from RefSeq and is a predicted model, not a curated record.
CAUGAGAGCAAAGUUACGACUCUCAAUCGAGUAUUUAGUUACAUUUUAUCACCAAACCGCAAUACCUACCCCCACAUUUAAACUCUGGUAAUUAUCAGAUGCCAAGAAAGCUUAGCAAAUAAUCUUGAGGACUGCCGAAAAUUCCGUGCCGUAAUUAGAAUCUGGAGUUCAUCGCUAUUUUGGUGGUUCUUCGUGAAAGCGUGAUUUACGUCACCCGACUUAAGACACUCUCAAAACAGCAAACUCCCUUUUACGUUGAAAGCUCUUCACCGCGACAGCCUCCUAGUGUCAAUGUUUAUCUUGGGUGGAAAUUUCCACCAUUAAAGCGAAGAGAUUUUCCGGGGGAAUUCGAUUAAAUCUGUGAACAAUGGUUAACGGUUUGAGGAGAUUGGAUUCUCUUGGAUCGUUUCUGUUCUUGGUCCUGUUCUGUAAAGUUUUUCAGGCAACUGGCGUGAGAGUGGGAAAAUGCCCAGACCUGCCACGUAGACUCUCCCAGAGAUGUCCUCCCGAUACCAUUGACCAAUGCAAAUAUGACGAAGAUUGUACCGGGAAUAACCAGCAAAAAUGUUGCGUGAUUGGCUGUGGCAAGAUUUGUUUUAAUCCAGGUGACCUAGCCUUCAUCAGUGGUAACAGUAAGUGCCCGGUCUUACCAAGGCCUGACCCGUGUCCAAACCUGCCAAAUCAGUGCCUAAAAAGAGAUGAAUGUAAGAGCGGGCAAGAGUGCUGCUCUGAUGGAUGCAGAAUGACCUGUCAACCUAUCGUUACCCCAACUACACAACCAACCAAAGGGUUUGAAUGGGAAAGUUGUAAUGCCACCGUGGACGUCGCCUUCAUCAUUGACUCGUCUGGGAGUAUCGCUAGAAGGAACUACAAAAAAAUCAAAGACUUUGUGAAGUUCAUUGCAAGUAGCUUUGGCAUUUCGCCGAAUGGUACCCGGGCAGGUAUCGUCUUAUACAGUACAAAAGCCUCAGUCAGAGCGUACUUCAACGAUUCCCGCACCACAGAUGAGUUCUUAGAAAAGGUCGACAAGCUUCCCCACGAAAGAGGUUUCACUUACAUCAACAAAGCUCUUGAACUGGCGUCGUCGCAGCUUUUCUCGCACGCGCGGAAAGAUGUACCAAAGGUGGCAAUGUUGUUGACGGAUGGCGAACAAACGGACCCUGGUAGCACAGUAAACCUCAGAGAUGCUUCCGCGCCACUGAGGUGGCAAGGAGUACGCGUGAUCGCUUUUGGUGUUGGAAAGAGAAUUAAUGUGCGUGAAUUGCGCUUGACGGUGGAACGAGAUGAAGAUGUGAUAACAGUGAUGAAGUUUGAUGAUUUAAUUAAAAAAGUGAGAAAUUACACCAGGAAUCUUUGUGAGGCAGCUGCGACGGAACCAAUCCACCCUGAUGCUGACAUCAUCUUGUUGAUGGAUUCUUCCGCGGGCGUAUCCUGGGAACAGUUGAACUUGCAGCAACAGUUCGUUCGUCGUAUGGCUCAUUACUUCAUCAUAUCGCCACUCGGGCCACGUGGCGCGUUGGUCACUUAUCACAGAUCUUCAGUCACUGUCAUAGGUUUCUCUGAUUAUAGCAGUACAGCAGACUUUAGUCGUAAAAUCAACAACGCCCGAUUACUUGGUGGCGCGCGGAGGAUCGAUCAAGCGCUGAAUUACGCUACGAAAAUGUUCCAGGACACUGGACGCGAGGGUCUGAGAAUUGUUAUUCUCUUGACCGCGGGUAACUACUACUCGGGACGUGGAGCGAAUAGUAUCUCAUCUGUUGUGACAAGAUUGCGCAGCAUCGACGCACAUUUGUAUGUGAUUGGCAUUGGCUCCCAGUUUACACCAUCAGUGUUCACGCAAAUGGUUCGCAGACCAAGCGACAUUUUUCAAGUACCGUCCUUCAACGACCUAGCACCGUGGCAGUCACGUAUCGCAAGAAAACUGAGACUGGCUUCCAAUACCUUUAAGUAUGAACCAUCAGACUUUCGUUCAGAUGUGAUAUUUCUGAUGGACUCAUCGAGGUUCGUGACAAAGGAGAACUACAUGCUGGAAAAGAACUAUGUGAAGCUGAUGGCUCGCCUCCUGAAUCUCGCCAACAACAGAAGCCGAUCUGCUCUGUAUGCGUACAGCGACCGUCCAAUGCUACAAAUCACAUUUGAUGGUUACGAAGACCGCGAGGCGUUCGAAACAGCUGUCAACCGCGCACUUCAUCUCCAACGAGCCCGUCGCAUCGACAGAGCACUUGUAGCUGCAGCGGAACUUUUGCGGACAAGAUCACGGCCAUCUGUACCCAAAUAUGUUAUUCUCUUGACAACUGGAAGGCAAACGCAGGUGGCCGACACGCGCUCCCUGAGAGAGACCUCGCAACAGAUUCGAUCAUAUGGUGGGAGAUUGUUUGUUGUCGCUAUUCUCACGGGAGGAUAUAAUGUUCGUGACUUUUACCAGGCUGUUCAAAGACCCGAGGACGUUAUUUCCGUUCCAUCAUUUAUCAGUCUACUUCCACGCGCUUCUUUCAUGGCCUCACGUAUCAUGGCAACGUGGCGAGCCCCAGAGGCGCCAGCUUUUUCCGCUGACAUCACCUUCAUUUUGGACUCUUCCUCGGCAGUAACACCUUUCCAAUACGCUCGAGCUCAACGAUUUGUCAGAAUAUUGUCAGAGUACUUGAACAUUUCACCAGGAAAAUCACGGGGGUCGUUGAUCACAGUGGGAGAUUCUCCUGUAGUAAACUUCAACUUUGACGGAUAUAACACACACGCCGAAUUCAGAACUCUGGUAACCGAUGCGUCAUAUUUGGGCGGCAGUUCUUCAAUCAACAGCGCAUUAAGGACAGCAGCGACUAUGUUUACCGGAGCGCGUGGAUCCUACCCCUGGCUGGUUAUCCUCGUUACUCCCUGGCGACCGAGUGGCAUAAGGGAUACUAGGGCUCUAGAAGCCGCUGCUCGCCCUUUGUUGAAUCGCGGGAUCUGGUUAUACGUGCUGUCCGUCAGUGAGAACCGGUAUAUCGAGUGGCUACGUCCAGUGGUUGUGGAGCCGCGGGAUGCUUUUUCAGUCGUUUCUUACCGCGAUUUACCCGCGAAUAUCGGGUCUUUGGCUAGUUAUAUGACGGCUGAUAGUUAUCUCUAUGGAGGCUCCAAAUUCCUGUUGGACGUCAUAUUCCUAAUGGAUUCCUCGUCAGGCAUCAAUUCCAGGGACUAUAGCAUCGAAAAAUGGUUUAUCCAAAGAAUCGCAAUGCACCUUGGUGUGUUCCAAGGCAAAACAGUAGCAGGUUUGUUGACGUAUGGAGGUAAUGCCUCAAUUGUAUUCCCCCUUGGAGGUUACAGUUCCAAUUCAGAGUUUAUUCGGCGCUUGUAUGAUGCUCCAAUUAUGGGAGGGGUCCGACAGACGGACCGUGCUCUUGAUACUGCAGCAGCCUUGCUCUUAAGAUCUCGAUCAACUCUGCCAAAGGCGGUCGUUCUCAUAACGGCGGGAGAUCAAAAUACGGCACCGGGCACCAUUCCUCUAGAAGAAGCUGCUCGGCCUCUUCGCCAACUGGGAGCCUGGGUCUACGUUGUAACUGUUGGACGAAUGGACGUCAAGGAACUGGAAAAGGUUAUGAUAAGACCGACGGAUAUGUUGUUGGCUAGUUCUUUUUCAGGUCUUUAUGGAUUCGUCUCGCCAGUGGGUACAUACGUGGCUAAUACUUCCGUCAUAACAGGGACAUCUUCCUUGAACGCAGACAUCGUUUUCAUCAUUGAUUGUUCUUUAAGUGUCCCUUUCCGUGAGUACCAAAGACAGAAGGACUUCGUGACGUCUCUGGCACAGUACCUUAACAUCCAACCUGGGCAGUCUCGGGUGGCGCUAAUAGCCUACGGUAGUCGGGCAAUGCCCAUCCUUCGCUUUGACAGUUUCAGGACCCUUGAGCGUUUCUAUUCCGAGCUUACCAAGACGCCAUACCUCGCAGGACCUAGAAAUGUUGACAUGGCGCUAACAAUAGCUACGCAGGGUAUCUUCAUAAGAGCCCGGGAAAACGUCCCCAAGGUCGUGCUUUUGUUUAUGGCGGGAAAACAAGCGCGUCCAUCAGGCUCGUUACGAGAUUCAGUUCGACCACUCCACCAACAAGGGAUUAGGACUUUUAUUUUCCGCAUUGGAUCAGAACCAGCGCUGAGGGACCUCCAUGCAGCUGUUGAUCUUCCUGGCGAUGUUUUCGAGUUUGCAAGUUUUGCAGACCUGGAUUUAAAGAGAGUACCAUAUCUGGCGAGGCACAUACCUUAUUUUUCUGCUUUCCUGGGUCCGCUCAGCUUAGCUGUGGACGUCGUUUAUCUUAUUGAUUCGUCUGAAUCAGUGACAUCACAACAUUACGAUGAUCAAAAGACGUUCGUGAAGCAAUUGUCGCGGUUUUUAAACAUGAUGCCAGGCCGCACUAGAGGUGCUAUUAUUACUUAUGGAUCCACUGCGACAGUGAUUUCAAACUUUGGUGCCACAAGCACGACUCAAGAAUUCUAUAGCGCCCUUGACAGAGCGCCAAAAAUUGGAGGACCGCGACGGAUGGACCGAGCAGUCGACAAAGCGCGAGCAGCUUUCGCGAAAGCUCGACCGGCGGUACCUCAAGUCGUCAUUCUACUGACGGCGGGAAAUCAACAACGAGGCAUUCAGGCGUCGAUAUUAGAUACGUCGUUCCAGCAACUUUACAAUCUUGGGGCUCGACUUUAUGCUGUUACUAUCUCUCGACGACACUUUUUAUUGCCUUUGAGGGGCACUGCUGGUUCGGAUUGGUUCCCAGUGAAGUCUUUUAUCGAUCUUCCUCGCUAUGUCGUGCCGUUAUCAAGAUAUGUAGCCCACGAUACAGCGGCUCUUGGUCCAUACAACUUUGUGGCUGACGUAGUCUUCAUGUUGGACUCCUCGUCUGACGUCACGCCCGAUGAAUUCGUGAGGGAAAAAGAGUUCGUUAAGCUGAUCGCAAGGUACCUCAAUAUCACACCGGGAAAGUCCCGAGGUUCUGUCAUUAUCUUCAGCACUGAAGCCCGACCCAUCUUGCCCUUUGAUGGCUACACGGACAUUACGGGCUUCAACUCAAUCAUCGACCGAGCCCCGCAGAUAAGUGGUACGCGAAGGAUUGACCGAGCCUUUAAUGCCACUGCAAACUUGUUUCAGAACUCCCGACCAUCUGUUCGCAGGGUCGCCAUACUGCUUACCAGUGGAAGGCAAUCACCUGAUGGGGGAUCUUUGGUGGACGCUAUGCAACUGAUGAAAAACCGUGAUGUCAUCACUUACGUAAUAUCUUUGGGACGUACAUCUGACGUCCCCGUCGAAAGACCACAGGAUUUAUUAUAUGUUGCGUCGUACAAUGACCUCCCAGAACAAGUUCAAACGAUUGCAAGCUCCAUAACCACUCCGAGAGAUCCUUGCGUCACGCCUGGUUGCAAUGCUCCAUUUAGCGAGGGUUGCAGAGUUUUGAACAACAGACCACAGUGCAUUUGUCCCACUUGUACCAACAUCCUUAGGCCUAUUUGUGCAUCUGAUGGCGUACAGGAUCAGAGCGAAUGCAAUAUGAAACAACAAGCUUGUCGUGGAAAUAUAUGGGUUAACGUUACAAAGGAGGGACCAUGCGAUAAAGAAUGCAGUCCUCUUUUAGAUAUCGCAUUUAUCAUCGAUUCAUCUGGGAGUAUUGGCCGUAGAAACUGGGAAAGAACAAAGCGAUUUGUUAAAGCUGUGAUCAGCAAACUGGUACUUAGUGCUUCCGCGGCCCAUGUGGCUGCCAUAGCAUAUAGCACCGAUCCCCGGGUGGUGAUCAGGUUUAACAGCUUCCAAGGGACACUGCAGGUCAAUCAAGUAUUCGAUGCUAUGCGCUGGCAGCGUGGCUUCACGUACACGGACAAGGCUCUUCUUUUGGCAGACUCAGACCUAUUUCAGACUUCAAAUGGAAUGAGGACAAAUGCAAAGAAGAUUGCCAUCGUGAUCACAGAUGGUAAGCAGACGACAACAUCGCAAUACACCAAACUUUCAGAAGCCUCAAGUGGAAUUAAAGACAAAGGAAUCACCGUCUAUGCCAUUGGGGUUGGUGGUGGAGUGGACCGUGCAGAAUUGGAAGAGAUAGCAUCCGGACUGGAUUAUGUAUUCACUUCAUCAUCAUUCGAAAGCCUCCAGAACGAGGCUUCAAAAAUACGGAAGAGUGUAUGUGAAGUAUCAUCACCUAAUCCCUGCCAAACUAAUCCUUGUAAUGCUCCAUACAACAUCGGAUGCGAAGUUGUAGACAAUGUGGCGCAGUGUAUAUGCCCCACCUGUCCAAACAUACUGAAGCCAGUUUGUGCAUCAGAUGACGUCGUGGAUCUUAGCGAAUGUCAUUUAAAACGUCAGGCUUGCCAAGGAAAUAUUGUUGUUUCUGUUGCAAAGCAGAGUCCAUGUGACAAAGACUGUCGCCCCAUCAUGGACCUCGCUUUCAUCAUUGACUCCUCUGGUAGCAUUGGGCGAGGUAAUUGGGAAAGAAUAAAGCGAUUCCUUAAAGCGCUAGUUAGCAAACUUGACGUUAGUGCUUCUGCCACGCACGUGGCAGCUAUCGCCUACAGUACGAAUCCACGGGUAGUGAUGACGUUCAGAAACUUCCAGGGAACAUCUCAGGUUAAUCAAGUGUUUGAUGCUAUGGCAUGGCAACGCGGCUUGACCUAUACGGACAAAGCUCUCCUGCUUGCAGACAGAGACCUUUUUCAGACUACAAAGGGAAUGAGGUCUAGUGUACCAAAGGUGGCCUUUGUAAUCACAGAUGGUAAGCAGACGACAACGGGCGCGUACACGCGCCUCUCGGUGGCCUCUCAAGGAAUGAAGAACAAAGGUGUCACUGUGUACGCUCUUGGGGUCGGCAGCGGAGUAGACAGAGCGGAGCUUGAACAGAUUGCCUCAGGAUCGCAAAAUAUUUAUACUUCGGCAUCAUUUAAAGAUCUACAGAAUAUAGCCGGAGGGAUAAGACGCCACUUUUGUAAAGCAUAUGUUACUGGACCCUCAACAAUUCCAACACCCACAACAUCAGAUCCAUGUGCUACGGGCUGCACUGCUCCGUUCAAUGAAGGCUGCCGCGUAGUGAAUGAUACUGCGCAGUGUAUCUGCCCCAGUUGCCAAAAUAUCUUCCUCCCUGUAUGUGCAUCUGAUGGAGUACAGGAUCAGAGUGACUGCCACAUGAGAAAACAAGCCUGCCAGGGUGAUAUAGAUGUUACUGUUGCAAAGCGGGGCGAUUGUGAUAAAGAAUGUCGCAACGUGGUAGACGUCGCUUUUGUGAUCGAUUCAUCUGGAAGUAUUGGUCGAAAAAAUUGGGAAAGAAUGAAGCGAUUCCUAAAAGCUCUGGUCAGCAAACUUGACGUCGAUUCUUCUGCCACUCGUAUAGCUGCUAUAGCAUACAGUACCAAACCAAAAGUGGUAACGAAGUUUGACGGCUUUCAGGGCACCAACCGAGUUAAUCGAUUGUUUGAUAGAAUGCUAUGGCAACGUGGUGUUACCUACACGGACAAAGCCCUUCUUCUCGCAAACAGAGAGGUGUUCCAGACCUCUGCGGGGAUGCGACCACACGUACCAAAGUUAGCAAUUGUGGUCACAGACGGUAAACAAACAAAAGUACCAUCCUACACCAGACUUUCGGUGGCGUCUCAAGGAAUGAAAGACAAAGGCGUCAUUGUGUAUGCUGUGGGAGUUGGCAGGGGAACGGACAGCGCAGAGUUAGAAGAAAUUGCAUCUGGAUCACGAUACGUUUUAGUGUCUUCAUCAUUCAAAGAUCUCCAGAAUCUCGCCCCAGAAAUGACAAGACGAUUAUGUGAACACAAACUAUCAGUUUCAACCCCACCACCAACAACAACUCCAUUACCGACAACUCCAGAUCUUUGCCAAACCCCUGGCUGUAGAGCCCCAUACAACAUAGGCUGCCGUGUUGUAGACAAUAAGGCGGAGUGUGUGUGCCCAACUUGUGUGAAUACCCGUCGACCUGUUUGCGCAACAGAUGGUGUCCAGGACUUAAACGAGUGUCAUCUGAGACGCCAAGCCUGUGAGGGAGAUAUAAAGGGCGUCGCUGUUGCCGUGGAGGAACCUUGUGGAAAGGAAUGUAGCGCCGUUUUGGACAUUGCAUUUGUAAUUGACUCAUCUGGAAGUAUCGGACGCAAGAACUGGCAGAAAAUGAAGCGAUUCCUCAAGGCUUUUGCCAGUAGACUCGACGUUCGUCGCUCUGCCACCCGCAUAGCAGCUGUAGCAUACAGUAACAAUGCUGAGGUGGUAACAACAUUUAAUGACCUCCAGAGUACGGAAGAGGUAAAUAGGAAGUUUGAUGGGAUGCGUUGGCAACGAGGCUUCACGUACACGGACAAAGCUCUCCUCCUAGCGGACCGAGAUGCGUUUCAGACAACAAACGGGAUGAGAUCUAGUGUACCUAAAUUGGCGGUUGUGAUCACAGACGGUAAGCAAACCACGUCAAAGCCCUACACUAAACUCGCAGUGGCCUCUCAAGGAAUGAAAAACAAAGGUGUUACUGUGUAUGCUCUUGGAGUUGGCAAUGGAGCUGACCGUGCGGAGCUUUUGGAGAUUUCAUCUGGGCCACAGUAUGUUUUUAUCUCCCCAUCAUUUGAAGAUCUUCAAAAGCUUGUCUCACUUUUGACAAGAGAAUUUUGUAAGGAUAUGCUAAUCACCACAGUUUCAACUCCACCCCCCACAACAACGCCUUUUCCGACAACACCUUUACCAACUACGCCAGAUCCUUGCCAAACGAUAGGCUGCAGAGCUCCAUACAAUAUCGGCUGCCGUGCUGUAGACAAUAAGGCGGAGUGUGUGUGCCCAACUUGUGUGAAUACCCGUCGACCUGUUUGCGCAACAGAUGGUGUCCAGGACUUAAACGAGUGUCAUCUGAGACGCCAAGCCUGUGAGGGAGAUAUAAAGGGCGUCGCUGUUGCCGUGGAGGAGCCUUGUGUUCCUACUCCACCCCCCACAACAACGCCUUUUCCGACAACACCUUUACCAACUACGCCAGAUCCUUGCCAAAGGAUGGGCUGCAGAGCCCCAUACAAUAUCGGCUGCCGUGUUGUAGACAAUAAGGCGGAGUGUUUGUGUCCAACAUGUGAGAAUACCCGUCGUCGACCUGUUUGUGCAACAGAUGGUGUCCAGGACUUAAACGAGUGUCAUCUAAGACGCCAAGCCUGCGAGGGAGAUAUUAAGACCAUCGCUGUCGCCAAGGAGGAGCCUUGUGAUAAAGAGUGUAGCGCCGUUGUAGACAUUGCAUUUGUAAUUGACUCAUCUGGAAGUAUCGGACGCAAGAACUGGCAGAAAAUGAAGCGAUUCCUCAAGGCGUUUGCCAGUAGACUCGAUGUUAGUCGCUCUGCUACCCACAUAGCAGCUGUAGCAUAG